This is a messenger RNA of Paecilomyces variotii, 1623 nucleotides long. RefSeq names its product putative ribosomal RNA processing protein. The coding region runs from base 412 to 1461 and encodes 349 amino acids. Lineage: Eukaryota; Fungi; Ascomycota; Eurotiomycetes; Eurotiales; Thermoascaceae. The record is from RefSeq and is a predicted model, not a curated record. The transcript is spliced from 3 exons. Gene Ontology annotation, biological process: rRNA processing. Gene Ontology annotation, cellular component: preribosome, large subunit precursor; nucleus; preribosome, small subunit precursor.
UAAUCGCUCAGUUCGGCUAUAGAUCAUCCUCCCCGCGGGGCCCGACCCGAUUAAGAUAAGUUUAGCGCUGAGCAAACAGCACAAACACCCAACUCUCCGAAGCGCUGCGCGGAAAAAAAAGUUCUGGGAUCUCGAAAUCUUUAUAGAAAAGUCCAUAGAAUUGCCGACGUGCGAUAAUCUGGAAAAAUUACAUUUGAAGAGAUAUUUCCUUUUCUCUCUCUUAUAUUCCUCUUUUUUCCUUUCCUCUUGUCUUCCAUCGGAGCUAAGUAGGUCUCGCAUUCAUUUUCAGACCAAAGACCGCAUUCGAUUGAUUUGACUAUCGCGGAGCUACGAAGCAACGAUUUCCUCUUUUUCUUCCUUUCUGGGGAGGGUAAUAGAUUAGAAGGAGGAAAGAAAAGCAGAUACGUCGCCAUGACGGAUAUUCAGAAAACUCCCUUUGUGAGGGAAUUGGCGUCAAGUGACCGCCGCACAAGAGACAAGGCCCUCGAGUCGCUAACAAUGUUCCUGAAAAUGAAGACGGGUCUAUCACUCGUGGAUUUGCUGAAAGUUUGGAAGGGCCUGUUUUUCUGCUUCUACCACUCCGACCGUCCCCUAACACAACAAUCUCUCGCCCGCUCUCUUUCCUACUCUAUCGUCCCCAGCCUCCCUCACAGCACACUGCAUCGCUUCCUACGCGCUUUCUGGAUCACUAUCGGUCGGGACUUUCAUAAGAUCGACCGCCUACGACUUGAUAAAUACCUCUAUCUGAUUCGAUGCUAUGUGGGCGUGGCAUUUGAGGUCUUUAUCAAGAAUAAUAAUAAUAAGUCCAGCACCAAACAAAACAACGACAAGAAGAGUGCCAAUGGAGAAAAGGAUAAGAAGAGAAAGCGCGACGAGGUCAGCAUGACGACGGAGAAAAAUAAAAAGAAGAAGAAGCGCACAACAACAAAGACUGAUGCGAAUGGAACACCAACCCACGAGGAAGAAGAAGAAGGAGAAGAAUCCACCAAUCUCGACUCCCAAUGGACAGAUCUCGAAUCCUACAUCUCCAUCAUCGAAGAAGGACCCCUUCACCCUCUCAACUUCGACCCGAACGAACCAACUUCCACAUCCAUCAACACCGACUCUGACGUGACGAUGCCUCAUGGCCCUGACGGUCUGCGAUACCACAUCCUCGACAUCUGGCUCGACGAGCUCGAGAAAGUCGUCGAAGUCGAAGACCUCGAUGUCGACAGCAGCAACAACAACACAGAUGGUCCUACGAAGAGACUAAAAGGUGAUAUCCCCAUGGAGUUGAUCUUGCGGCCGAUGCGGAAAUUGAAGGCGGAAAGUCCGACGAAGACGGUCCGCGAGCGCGCUGGAGAGGUGCUUGAGGAUGAUCGGUUGGUGGAGUGGGGUGUGAUUGAGAGGAAGAAGGGUUCGGAUGAUGAGGAUGAGGAGGAGGAUAGUGAAGAGGAGUGGGGUGGUUUGGGCGAUGAUUGAAUCUCUUGAAUUGAAUCGAUACCUUGUAUGUUUGAUAAAAUUAUCGUGGGAUCUUUCUUUCUUUUUAAGGAUGUUCACUGCAGAAUGUCCCGCUGAACAAUGAAAAAAAUACUAGUAAUUCUUUGCAUACGAGAAAUUGAUAAAAUUCCACGGCCACGCAAA